AUGCGUCUUAAAACUUUGCAAUCGAGCGUUCCGCGACACUCCGAUGCGGUUUCGGCUGUUGGCUGGUCCUCAAGCGAUGAAAUGGUCUCCUGCUCCGACGACCACUCGUUUUUGAAGUGGAAUCUGGUGACGAUGGAAGCCACGCAAGUCGCGACUCUACCCGACUCUCUGUUCCCCACCUCGAUGUCGUGGUUUCCACGAUCGUUGACCAAGGGCGGAAAUGACGUGUUGGCGCUGACGUCAUCUGAUGGAAAACUUCACAUAAUCGCCCGUAGCGGAAAAAUCGAAAAAUCGGUAGAUGCUCAUCGCGGAGCCGCCCUCAGUGCUAGAUGGAGCCAUGAUGGUACGGGGCUGAUUACUUGUGGGGAAGACGGUGCCGUGAAAAUGUGGAGUCGAGCGGCAAUGUUGCGAAGUGUACUCGCCCAAAUGGCUACCCCUGUGUAUGCGGCUUGUUGGGAUGGGUCGGCGGCGCGAGUACUGUAUUCAUGCCACGAUUCCUGUUAUAUUAAGUCGUUGAAGACGCAGGUAUCACCAAUCAAAUGGAAAGCUCAUGAUGGCCUCGUCACCUGCGUGGACUGGUCUGGAACUACAGAUUUGAUCAUUUCUGGAGGCGAAGAUGGAAAAUUUAAGGUAUGGGACUCCUUCGGCCGUGUUUUAUUCACCUCGGCCAGUCAUGAAACCCCGAUGACAAGUCUGGCCUUUUCACCCGAUGGCUCGCUGUUCGUCGUCGGAUCGUUUAACCUGUUGAGGCUAUGCGAUAAAGCUGGGUGGUCCCACAGCGUCGAGCGUCUCGAUUGCGGCUCGGUGAUGGCGGUGGGGUGGAGUCCAGAUGGGACUCAGAUCGUGGCUGGUGGCAGUCUUGGACAUGUUGUCCAUGCUCAUCUCGUUGAAAAACGAAUUUCGUACCGUAACUGGGACAUUACGCAGGCCAAAACGAACCUGAUUGAAGUCCGUGAUAUGGAUAGUGAAGUAGCAAGGGAGAAGCUGGACACAAGAGACAGAAUCACAAAAUUCUCGAUGAACCACGACCAUCUCGUCGUCGUCACCAGCAAGCAGAUUUAUAUCUAUAGCUCAACCAGCUGGAACACUCCAGUGCUCGUCGACUUGAAGGAGGGCAGUGUGACGUUGUUGAUCCAGACGGAGAAACUUUUUGUCGUAGCUGACGGCGGCUCGUUGUACUCCUACAGCUAUGAAGGGCGCUACAUUUGUGAAAUUAAAGUGCCGGGGACGGGCGGGAAUUUGAAUGAGGCGAACGUUGCCCUCUCCAACGACACCAUAGCCGUACGAGACAAAAACGACUUCGCCAAGCUUCACUUCUUUGAUCCGAACACCUCGAAAGUACAAGGGGAUGGAGCGCUGACACAUUCGGCGGAAAUCUGUUGUAUCGGGUUGUCACAAUGUGGAUCGUUGAGCCAACGAGUGGUUGCUUUUACGGAUGUUUCUGCAUCGGUGUAUGUCAGCCUCGUCAACUCGUUUGGAGCGAAUCCGAGGACGGCAAAGAUUGGUACCCUCGUCGAACAAAUCUGCUUCAACGACCUCUCCUCGAUGUUGGUGGGGCUCGGAGAAGGCAAAGUAUCAGUCUGGCCAAUGCCAUCCUUAGCUUUCGUCGAUCGUGAUUUACUUCAACGUGCUGUCGUCGAGAAAACGGUCAAUGGACUAGGGAAAUUUCCGCAUCUUGUCAACUUCACCAAAAACCAGGUGGUUCUGCGACGGUCUGACGGAUCUUUGGUCCCAAUUGCAUUGUCGCCAUUUGCCGGAACCUUGCUUGCCCACGCUGAUGCCUCAAAAUGGGAUGAAGCUAUCAGACUUUGCCGGCACAUUGGGGAUGACGUACUCUGGGCAAUUCUAGCCGGAUCUGCGGCGCAACAGAAAAACCUCUACGCUGCGGAGAUCGCCUAUGGAGCGCUGGAAGAGGGUGAAAAAGUCGCCUUCCUCAGCGAAGCCAGAAAUCAUCCAAAUAAAGACGUCAGGGCAGCAAUGCUGGUACUACUAACUGGAAAGAUCAGUGACGCCGACGCGAUGCUUGAAAGGACCGGAAAUCCAUUCCGGGCUAUAAUGCUGAAUAUUUCGACGUUUCGAUGGAACCGAGCCCUCGACCUGGCGAUAAAACACAAAAUGCAUGUGGAUACCGUACUGGGAUACCGGCAGCAGUACCUCGACGAGUUCGGCAAACGGGAAACGGAUCAAAAGUUCUUGGAACAGCUCAGCAAGUACGAAAUCGACUGGGAGCAUAUCCAAGAACAAAUUGCCGCUGAGAAGGAGAAGGACCAU
This is a messenger RNA of Mesorhabditis spiculigera, 2271 nucleotides long. NCBI's taxonomy places the organism in Eukaryota, Metazoa, Nematoda, Chromadorea, Rhabditida, Rhabditidae. The record is from the annotation of a GenBank genome assembly.